AUGAAGAGCCUGCUCUUGACUUUCGUGCUUCUGGGGCUGGUGGCUGUCCUGAAGGCCCAAGAAGUUCCAUCAGAUGACCGGGAGGAUUACUCUGGGAUCUGGUAUCCAAAGGCCAUGAUACACAACGGCAGCCUAUCCAGUCACAACAUCCCCUCGAAGGUUUUCCCUGUGAAGGUAACAGCCCUGGAAGGAGGAGACAUGGAGUCCGAUGUUAUAUUCUGGAAGAACGGUCAGUGCCAUAACGUUAAAAUCCUGAUGAAGAAAACGGAUGAACCUGGCAAAUUCACCUCCUUUGACGAUAAGAGGUCCAUCUACAUCACAAAGCUGCCGGUGAAGGAUCACUAUGUCAUCUACUGUGAAGGCCAUUUCCCUGGGAAGUUGCUUGGCGUGGGAAAGCUCAUCGGGAGAAACCCUGAGCCAAACCCAGAGGCCAUGGAAGAAUUUAAGAAAUUUGUACAGCGUAAGGGACUCAAAGAGGAAAACAUCAUUGUACGAGAGUUGAAUGAAUGGGGGACUUAUCUCUCUUCUGUCUUCACAGCAGCUACCCAGGUCUGCACCUGCUGA
Molecule: messenger RNA, 564 nt
Organism: Chionomys nivalis (European snow vole)
Lineage: Eukaryota; Metazoa; Chordata; Mammalia; Rodentia; Cricetidae
Product: odorant-binding protein 2a-like
Exons: 6
Coding region: 1-564 (187 amino acids)
Molecular function (GO): small molecule binding
Source: RefSeq, a predicted model, not a curated record